Molecule: messenger RNA, 2610 nt
Organism: Orycteropus afer afer
Lineage: Eukaryota; Metazoa; Chordata; Mammalia; Tubulidentata; Orycteropodidae
Gene: MYRFL
Product: myelin regulatory factor like
Exons: 23
Coding region: 1-2610 (869 amino acids)
Biological process (GO): positive regulation of DNA-templated transcription; protein autoprocessing
Cellular component (GO): endoplasmic reticulum membrane; nucleus
Molecular function (GO): DNA-binding transcription factor activity; sequence-specific DNA binding
Source: RefSeq, a predicted model, not a curated record
AUGUCUCUGAUCCUCAGGCAACGCCAGCUACCAGAUACCCCACCCUAUACUGCAUCAGACCCAUGCUCUCCUCCACAGAUCAAAGGUGCAUGCUGCCGAACUCUGAGGCCUAUAGCUGAGAGGACUCCAGCUACCUAUCUUCACUCUGCAGCUGCACCUGGGACAAUGUCUUCGCAACCACCACAGAACACAUCUGAAAUGAGCAACUUUGACCACAUUCACAGUGGCUUUCACAACUGCUACCCAAGCACCAGUCAUCCAGCGACUCCCCUGGACCAAUCCAUAUCCUCCCAUUUGGGGAUAAAUUGUUCUUACCAUCAGCAGCCUGUGUGCCACAGCCCUGGAGACUCCUUGCCACCAACCAAGAAGAGGAGGCAUACACAGGCGCUGGAGGAUUCCGGGGAUGGCCGAGUGUGGGCCCACCACUCUAGACCAAUGAUAAGUCGGAGUUAUGACAGUGAAGUACAAGACUAUGACAGUGAGAGUGCAAUGCGUGCGGACCAGUGCUCCCCUGCUCUGAAGUGGCAGCCAUACCAAAGUGGCCCCUGGCACAGCUUAUUGAACAGUCAUUAUGAAAAACUGCCUGACGUAGGCUAUCGAGUUGUCACCGACAAAGGAUUUAAUUUUUCACCAGCAGAUGAAGCUUUUGUUUGCCAAAAGAAGAACCAUUUUCAGAUAUCCAUCCACAUCCAAAUUUGGGGAAGUCCAAAAUUUGUCAAAACCCAAAUGGGCCUAAAGCCAAUAGAAAUGUUUUACUUGAAAGCUUUUGGAGUUAAGGUAGAAGCCACCAAUCAAAUAAUUGCCAUUGAACAGUCCCAAGCAGAUAGAAGCAAAAAGAUUUUCAAUCCUGUUAAAAUUGACCUACUGCCUGACCAGGUCACCAAAGUAACACUGGGAAGAUUACACUUCAGUGAAACCACAGCAAAUAACAUGAGAAAGAAGGGAAAGCCAAAUCCUGAUCAGAGAUACUUCAUGUUGGUAGUUGGACUAUAUGCUGCUAACCAAGACCAGUUCUAUCUGUUGUCUGCCCACAUCUCUGAAAGGAUCAUUGUACGGGCCUCUAACCCUGGGCAAUUUGAAAACGACAAUGAUGCAUUAUGGCAGCGAGGACAAGUUCCAGAAUCUGUUGUCUGUCGUGGCCGAGUAGGAAUAAACACAGAGACACCAGAUGAAGCCCUGGUUGUCUGUGGCAACAUGAAAGUGAUGGGGACAAUCAUGCAUCCGUCAGACAGCCGGGUGAAGCAGAAUAUCCAGGAGAUUGACACAAAUGAACAGCUGAGAAGAAUUGCCCAAAUGAGGAUUGUUGAAUAUGACUACAAACCUGAAUUUGCAUCUGCGAUGGGAAUAAACACUACCCAUCAAACAGGAAUGAUUGCCCAGGAGGUGCAAGAGAUCCUGCCCAGAGCUGUGAGAGAGGUUGGUGAUGUCACCUGUGAAAACGGACAAAAGUUGGAGAACUUCCUCAUGGUCGAUAAGGACCAGAUAUUUAUGGAAAAUGUAGGUGCAGUGAAGCAGCUCUGCAAACUCACCAACAACCUUGAAGAAAGAAUACAAGAAUUAGAAAUAUGGAACAGAAAGCUGGCCAGGCUCAAGCGGCUCAGUAGUUUGAAGUCCUCGGUCAGUGAAGCCAGCUCAAUCAGCAAAUUUAGCAGAGCUGCUAGUGUGUCUUCUCCAAGAAGAGCCACUCCCAAAAAACCCAACAAGGUUUAUUUUUCAGGAAAAAAACAGUCGUGUCCUAACUGGGUUUUCCAGACGUUGGUUAUAACUCUAAUUGCUGUGAUGGCAUUUUGUGCUUUGACAAUAGUCUCCCUUUACAUACUUAGCUUGAAAGAUCAAGAUCGACGUGCCCCAAAUGUCCUGCCAAGCAAUAUCACCAGUUCUCAGGAGCCAGCUCUGCCACCCACAACCUCCCCCUCAGCACCUGAUAUGUCCCUGGCAACCACACAGCCCUCCCUCCAAGUACCAGAAAUCACUUUUUGUGAGAUGUUACCAUGUGAAGAGACUUACUGCUGCCCCAUCUGGGGAAUCAGAAGAGUCUUUUCAAGUCCUGUGCAAAGACAAUCCGAGGAGAAGAAGGAACUCUAUCAGAGGCCAUGGGCAGAAGAAAGAAGGAAAACAUUCCUGGCAAGAAAGGCGCUAACCAGCCCUGACUGGGGGAGUGAUUGGAUUGAUACGACCAUCAGUUCUAUUCAGAUUAUGGAAAUCCAGCAAAGGCUAGAUCAUCGGUAUUGUAGUAGAAGGCUCCAGUGCGGGUCUGGAAAUUACAAUUACAAUAUUCCUGUUAAUAAGCACACACCCACCAAUGUCAAAUUCUCUCUGGAAAUCAACACAACGGAGCCAUUGAUAGUAUUCCAGUGCAAAGUCACCCUUGGAAAUAUAUGUUUCCAUAGUAAAAGGGAAGCCAAAGGAAUCCAGAGUCAUAGUGAAAUCUCCCAAGAGAUGACACAGGGAUAUCAGCACAUUUGGAGUCUCCCUGUAGCUCCUUUCUAUGACAGUGCAUACCAUUUUCGUGUAGCUGCACCGGAUUUAGCUGACUGUUCAACGGAUCCUUAUUUUGCUGGGAUAUUCUUUACAGAUUACUUCUUUUACUUUUAUCGAUACUGUUCCUAA